Drosophila melanogaster (fruit fly) is the source of this 751-nucleotide messenger RNA. It is a transcript of the gene Ilp3, whose product is annotated as Insulin-like peptide 3. Bases 72 to 434 code for a protein of 120 amino acids. Gene Ontology annotation, molecular function: hormone activity. The transcript has 2 exons. Gene Ontology annotation, cellular component: extracellular region. The record is from RefSeq and is marked reviewed. NCBI's taxonomy places the organism in Eukaryota, Metazoa, Arthropoda, Insecta, Diptera, Drosophilidae.
ACUUGGCAGACACAUACUACACACUCCCCGGGGGAUUCACGCAUCCAUACUUAAACACCACUUCAUCACUCAUGGGCAUCGAGAUGAGGUGUCAGGACAGGAGGAUCCUGCUACCUAGCCUACUCCUACUAAUCCUUAUGAUCGGCGGUGUCCAGGCCACCAUGAAGUUGUGCGGCCGCAAACUGCCCGAAACUCUCUCCAAGCUCUGUGUGUAUGGCUUCAACGCAAUGACCAAGAGAACUUUGGACCCCGUGAACUUCAAUCAGAUCGAUGGCUUCGAAGACCGUUCCCUGCUGGAAAGACUGUUGAGUGAUAGUUCGGUUCAGAUGCUCAAGACUCGACGUCUUCGGGAUGGAGUCUUCGACGAGUGUUGCCUGAAGUCGUGCACCAUGGAUGAGGUGCUGAGAUAUUGUGCUGCCAAGCCGAGAACGUAAACCUCGUAAACCUAUUAACCCAAUGACGACAACUGCGAUGAUUGAAAUGGAAUGAAAGGACCCGAUUGGGGAAAGCACUCACGUAAUCAUAGUUGUUAAGUCGUUAUCGAAGCCUACUCAAUUCCAACUUUGGAUUUAUGAUAUAUAUGCACAUGUAAGAGGGAUGUAUGCGCAUAAUUUAUGAUCUGAAAUCAGAGACAGGCACGCGAAAUGAAUCGGAACACGGGAUGUUAUGCAUGGUAGAUAUGUAUGAUUGUGCGGGGCCAGAAUACAUCGCCUGGGUAUAAAUUAUUAAAUAAAUUAUGUAUUCAAACUGC